UUAAAAGAAGCUCAGUCGCUAAUCAACCGCGGUAGAGUAUACUUGGUACCUCGCCGCGAAUAUUGCAUCAGGUUUGUGACUUUUUUCCACGAUAAAUGCCAUACAGGCAUUUUACGAUGACGAUAGUAUAAGAAAUUUGUUUGAAACUCUUCACUGAGUGUACAACGGGGGUGUUGAUAGAAGUAUUCAUAGGAAGUACCAGCACAAGAAACAUGUCCAGUGCACUACAAAUGUCUAGUGGGCUCAGUAAGCUUAAAAAGAAACAUUUUCGUGUUAAACAUCAAAAGGUUAAGCUGUUUCGUGCAAAUGAACCUCUUCUUAGUGUUUUCAUGUGGGGUGUCAAUCACACGGGAAAAUAUGCCCUCACAUUUUAAGUUUAAAGAAUAUUGUCCGCUAGUAUUUAGAAAUUUACGGGAAAGAUUUGGUAUAGAUGAUUUGGACUAUAAGGAAUCAAUGACAAGAUGUCGGGCAUUUAAUCCUUCCUUAUCAGAGAGGCAUUGGAAUUUGACUAGGAAUGGGAAGACUCAUAAAUUGGUUCAGCAUUCUGCUACUGCUCCUUCAAUAAUUUUUCCUUCUUCUCCUGUUCUUUCACAAAUUCCAGUCCUAAGUAAACCACUACGUUCCUACAGUUUUAAACCAAAGCGGCUGAGAUCACAGCCCAUAUUAGAAGAUUCAUCUGGGAAAAGUGGUGCAAAAUUUUAUCAGUCUUAUGAUAAACUGUUCAUUAUUAAAACCCUUACAAGGGAAGAAGUAGAAAGGAUGUAUUCAUUUUUAAAACAUUAUCAUCCAUAUAUCGUGGAAAGGCACGGAAAAACUUUGUUACCUCAAUAUCUUGGCAUGUACCGUUUAACAGUAGACGGAGUUGAACACUACGUCGUUGCCAUAAGAAAUGUAUUUUCAAAUCAUUUAACUACUCAUAAAAAAUUUGAUCUAAAAGGCUCAACGGUAGAUCGUGAAGCAUCUGACAAAGAAAAGGAAAAAGAUUUGCCUACUUAUAAAGAUAAUGAUUUUGUUAAAGAGGGAACGAAAAUUUACAUUGGCGAAGAAGCAAAAGCUAAACUUAUAGAAACAUUAACCGCCGAUGUCGACUUUUUAACAAAAUUGCAUUUGAUGGAUUAUUCCUUAUUACUUGGAUUACAUGAUUGUGCACGAGCCGAGCAAGAAAAUAGAGAACGUGCUGAAAGAGAGGAAGAAGAGGAUAAUCAUGAAGAAGAAGAUGAUAGUGAGUCUGGAAGUGGACUUGAUUCCCGAGGUCCAAUGGGAGAUCGUCUAUGGGGUUGGAGCGGCGUUGCAGGUAUGGCAACGCCUCCUGAAUCACCACAUGCUGCGUUGAUACGCGAUACAAGUUUACAAUAUGAAGAUGCAAUAAUUCCUGAAUUAGAUAUUUAUGCGAUUCCUAGUAAAGAAGGUGCACCUACAAAGGAAAUUUAUUUUUUAGCCAUAAUUGAUGUGCUAACUCAUUAUGGUGUGCGUAAGCAAGCAGCAAAAGCAGCUAAAACAGUGAAGUAUGGUGCUAACGUCGAUGGUAUAUCAACCUGUGAUCCAGAACAAUAUGGCAAGCGAUUUAUAGAAUUCAUGAGCAAAGCUAUAGAAUAAGCUCGUUAUUCAUUGUUGUUAAGCUUGUAAAUUUGGACCGCUUAUUCAAAAGUCGUGAUGACACUAUCAUUUUUACGUUUAUGGUUAGUGCAUUGAACAUUUGUUCCUCGCACUUUGAUGUUUGAUCAUAAAUAUCUUUAUUUGGUAUGUACUGUUAUUUAGUCAGUACUGUCGAUUAUAUAUUUCAGUAUUCCUUAUAACAUUUACAACAAACUUAGAAGCAUAACAGAAUGUGGGUUACAAAAUUUUAGAUCUGUGGAGAAUUUUUUUCAAGGAAUGUUUAAUAAGUUUUUUAUACCAUUCCUCAGUAUUUAAUUAAAAUUUUUCCAUAAAAACAAUUGUCAAAUUUUUUAUUUAUCAGAGAUCUCGCGAAAAGUUCUAUCGUUUUUCAUAUUGGUAAAAAAACAAUUGUUAUUGUAUAGAAUGGACCAAGUUUCUUUCCACUUAUUUUUUUAAAUAAAACAUCAAAAUAUAAGAAAAAACUAAUUUUAUUAAUUUUAAAUUAAAUUCAAGUUCAAACAUGAUUUUUUAAUUAUGUUUUAAAAAUUAUUUAUUUCAAAUGUUUAUUG
Molecule: messenger RNA, 2165 nt
Organism: Heterotrigona itama
Lineage: Eukaryota; Metazoa; Arthropoda; Insecta; Hymenoptera; Apidae
Source: the annotation of a GenBank genome assembly